Messenger RNA from Urocitellus parryii (Arctic ground squirrel), 1174 nucleotides. It is a transcript of the gene Cdk5r2, whose product is annotated as cyclin dependent kinase 5 regulatory subunit 2. The record is from RefSeq and is a predicted model, not a curated record. Gene Ontology annotation, biological process: brain development; axon guidance. Gene Ontology annotation, molecular function: cyclin-dependent protein serine/threonine kinase activator activity; protein kinase binding. Gene Ontology annotation, cellular component: growth cone; cytoplasm; protein kinase 5 complex. Lineage: Eukaryota; Metazoa; Chordata; Mammalia; Rodentia; Sciuridae.
GCAGCAGCAGCGGCGCCGCCCGCGGUUCCCGCCGGGGCCCGGGCGCCGGCCCCGCUCUGCAGGAUGGGCACGGUGCUGUCGCUUUCCCCUGCCUCCUCGGCCAAGGGCCGGAGGCCCGGCGGGUUGCCGGAGGAGAAAAAGAAGGCGCCGCCCGCGGGGGACGAGGCGCUGGGGGGCUACGGGGCGCCGCCAGUGGGCAAGGGCGGCAAAGGCGAGAGUCGGCUCAAGCGUCCGUCCGUGCUCAUCUCGGCGCUCACCUGGAAGCGCCUGGUGGCCGCAUCUGCCAAGAAGAAGAAAGGCAGCAAGAAGGUGACGCCCAAGCCAGCGUCCACCGGUCCUGACCCUCUAGUCCAACAACGCAACCGCGAGAACCUUCUCCGCAAGGGCCGGGACCCCCCCGACGGCGGUGGCGCUACCAAGCCCCUGGCUGUGCCAGUGCCCACAGUGCCCGCGGCUGCUGCCACCUGCGAGCCACCGUCGGGGGGCAGCGCUGCAGCCCCGCCGCCAGGAUCGGGUGGAGGAAAGCCGCCACCGCCACCACCCCCAGCCCCGCAGGCGGCGCCGCCGGUGCCUGGUGGCUCGCCGCGGAGGGUCAUCGUGCAGGCGUCCACUGGCGAGCUGCUCCGCUGCCUGGGCGAUUUCGUGUGUCGACGCUGCUACCGCCUCAAGGAGCUGAGCCCUGGCGAGCUGGUGGGCUGGUUCCGCGGCGUGGACCGCUCGCUGCUGCUGCAGGGUUGGCAAGACCAGGCCUUCAUUACGCCCGCCAACCUGGUGUUCGUGUACCUGCUGUGCCGCGAGUCGCUGCGAGGGGACGAGCUGGCGUCGGCCGCCGAGCUGCAGGCCGCCUUCCUCACCUGCCUCUACCUCGCCUACUCCUACAUGGGCAACGAGAUUUCCUACCCACUCAAGCCCUUCCUCGUGGAGCCUGACAAGGAGCGCUUCUGGCAGCGUUGCCUGCGCCUCAUCCAGCGGCUCAGCCCGCAGAUGCUGCGGCUCAACGCCGACCCCCACUUCUUCACGCAAGUCUUUCAAGACCUCAAGAAUGAGGGCGAGGCUGCCGCCGGCGCCGGGGGUCCACCGAGUGGGAGCGCGCCCACAGCUUCUUCGGCCGCCAGGGAUAGCUGCGCGGCCGGAGCCAAGCACUGGACUAUGAACUUGGACCGCUAGGGAUACC